This is a messenger RNA of Dentiscutata erythropus, 1308 nucleotides long. Lineage: Eukaryota; Fungi; Glomeromycota; Glomeromycetes; Diversisporales; Gigasporaceae. The record is from the annotation of a GenBank genome assembly.
AUGGCUGCUCAAUUGUAUAAGACAACGUCUGGUCGUCUGUUUCAUGCAGGAAAGAUAGCUAUAAUUACUGUAGGAUAUCUUCGAUGGUUGGGAGUUCCUACCAAAGUGUUUAGCGUAGGAAACUAUCGUCGUAAAGCAAUGGGCUUCGUUGGGAAAUUACCACAAAAUUUUUUUGAUUUCGGGAAUCAAGAGGCUGCUCAAUCUCGACGUAAAUUAGCGAUAGAAUGUUUAAGGGAUAUGAUAAGAUGGUUGGAAGAUGGUGGCCAAGUUGGCAUCUUGGAUGCUAGUAAUACGACUGAAGAAAGGCGUAGAGAAGUAUAUGAUAUCCUGAUUAGUGAAGAUAUUCAUCCUGUUUUCAUUGAAUCGAUAUGUGAUAAACAGGAUAUUAUCGAAGCAAAUAUUCGAAGUGUCAAAAUAACUUCACCGGAUUAUAUUGGUUGGGAUCGAGAGGAAGCCGUCAAAGAUUACUGGAAACGCAUCAAUAAUCACCUCGGACAUUAUCAAACAAUAUCUGAUACUUCGCUAAGUUUUGUUAAGAUGAUUAAUGUCGGAGAACGUAUUAUCGUUAAUAAUGUGAAGGGAUAUCUUCAGUCUCGUAUAGUGUUUUAUUUAAUGAAUUUACAUGUUUCACCGAGGAUAAUAUAUUUCGCACAGACAGGAGAAUCAUUAAACGAAAUGUCUCAAAAAGCUGAUGCAGAAUUAAACCCUGAGGGUAUACGCUAUGCACAUAACUUAAAAAAUUUCUUGUUGACUUUGAGGGAAAAAGAAAAAAAACAACGAAAAGAGGAAGGUUGGGGUGAUGAAGAUGAAAGAACGCUAACUAUAUGGACAUCGGCACGUCGACGUUCUUACCAAACUGCGAAACCUUUUGAGGAUGAGGGUUAUAUUGUAAAACAACGAAGUUCAAUGGCCGAACUCAAUCUUGGGGAAGCAGACGGGUUAACUGUGGAUGAAAUCAAAGCAAAAUUUCCAGAAGAAUAUGAGAAAAAACAACAGGAUCUAUAUCAUCAUCGAUACCCGAGAGCUGAGUCUUACCACGAUUUAGCUGUCCGCCUUGAGUCUAUAAUUCUUGAACUUGAACAUGAGAAAAAUGAUGUAUUGAUCAUUGCUCAUGAAACAGUACUGAAGUGCUUGUAUGCGUAUCUGUUUGAUCAACCAGAAGAUGAAAUACCUAGAAAUAUUAUACCCAAAAAUUAUUUAAUUGAAAUUAUUCCCUCGGCAUACGGAUGUAGAGAUACUCGAAUGGAGAUUGAAUAUACCGUGGAUCAAACCGUACCUUCGUUAACGAAUCCCAACUGUGAUGUUUAG